AAAAAAAAUGUUACCAAUCUGGGAGAUAGUCGUUAAAGUAUUCAAUAAUUUAGCUGUGUAUUUCGGAUGGAAUCAAGGCAUUAGAAGAUGGAUGGAAUCAAGAACUCUAAAAUAGAAUUUGCUCUCUUCGGAACCCCCCAGCCCGGAACUCUUUUCCUAUUUGGCUGACUACUCCAUGUACUUACGGAAAACACUGCCUAAAGGAAGUAGAGCAGGCGACAAGCUUAGGUCUGCAUAUAGAGACCAUUUUGUGUUUUCAAACAUUGCCGCACGAGGGCGAUACGUGCAAAUUGGUGGCAGAACAAGGGAGAGUUCUUAAAGAACACCAGCAAAAAAAGCGUCUAUUUACAUGUUGCUUAUGAGUGCAUUUCACACUACUUUUGGAUUAUAAUUGGAUUUUAAGGCUCAUAUGAAUGUCUUGCUUAAUAUAAUGUUUGUGUCAUCAUCCCAAAUCAACUGCAUUACACUUUUAAAAAAACACUUCAACCAGUGUAAUGGCUCCCAAGUGGUGCAGUGGUCUGCAUCUCAGUGCUGGAGGCGUCAAUGGUUCGAUCCGGGGCUGUAUCACAACCGGCCGUGGUCGGGAGUCCCAUAGGGCGGCACACAAUUGGCCCAGCGUCAUCUGGGUUAGGGGACGGUUUGGCCGGGGUAGGCCGUCAUUAUAAAACAAGAAUUUGUACUUAACUGACUUGUCUGGUUAAAUAAAAUGGCUCUUUGGCUAGCUUUAGCUACAGCCUAUAUCAAUAAGAGUUAGCAUUCUAGCUAACAAAUACUGCACCCAAAAUAGUUAUUUUCCAAAUAUCACAACCAAAUAUAAUCUUAGCGAGUGUUCAAGCACGAGUCAAAACAUCAUUGUAAGCGUAUGAGAACCCCCCAAAAUGAUUUUGUUUGUAAGUAAUAAAAACAUAAAUUUAGGCUAUGUUGAAUGAGCGCAGAUGAAGAUGGCUUUCUUAUACCAUACCCGCGCGUGCGCCAUCCCGCGCAAAUUGAUUUUGUCGCCCCACACCAAACGCAAUCACGACACGCAGGUUGAAAUAUCAAAACAAACUCUGAACCAAUUAUAUUAAUUUGGGGACAGGUCGAAAAUCAUUAAACAUUUAUGGCAAUUUAGCUAGCUAGCUUGCAUUUGCUAGCUAAUUUGUCCUAUUUAGCUAGCUUGCUGUUGCUAGCUAAUUUGUCCUUUUUAGCUAGCUUGUUGUUGCUAGCUAAUUUGUCCUAUUUAUCUAGCUUGCUGUUGCUAACUAAUUUGUCCAGGGAUAAAAACGUUGAGUUGUUAUUUUACCUGAAAUGCACAAGGUCCUCUGACAAUUAAUCCAGACAUAAACCGGUCAACCGAGUCGCUUCUAGUCAUCUCUCUUCCUUCCAGUCUUUUUCUUCUUUGGACAUUAUAUUGAGAUUAGCAUCUAAUAGUAUUACCAUCAUGACUACUGACCUCAGUUCAUCUUUCAAUAAGCCACGUGAGUAUAACCAAUGAGGAGAUGGGAGAGGCAGGACUUGCAGAGCGUUCUGCGUCACAAAUAGAAGCAACUUCAAUUUUAGCACCUGGCAAUGCAGACGCUCGUUGUUGCUGCGCGCGAGCAGUGUGGGUGCAAUGAUUGAAUAACAUUUAUGUUGAAACGCUUGCGCACGCGACGAGAGCGGUGUGGUCAGCAUGUUACUGCCACCAAGAGUAGCGUGCAUCUGUGCGUUAUGUAAAUGUGUCGUGUACUGGAAAAAUAUAUAUUCUACCCCCAAAAAUAUAGAAUAAUAAAAAAAUUAUAAAUAAAUAAGAACAAAAGAUUUGAAAAAAAUAUAUAUAUAAAUGUAUAAAGAAAAUCUGGAUAUUCCCCACAGACUUCAAAGGGAUGAUUUCCACCAUAUAUGGUUAAAUAGAGGCGUUUCGAAAUGCAAAUACCCUAGGUCGUGCACGAGCACUGAGGCUGAAAACAUUUUGUAUUUAUUAAUGGUUAUCUCCUAUCGGUGUACAUAUGACGCUCGUAGGAUUGUUUGAUAAAUUACACUUUUUUUAAUGUAAUAUUUUAGAAUAGUUUCUACGCAAUAUUGAUACAUGAGGCCCCUGGUAAAUAUAAUGGACAAUCUGUGCUGAAGGGCUGGUCUUCAAUAGGGCACAGUGACAGACUGCAUACUACGUACGGACUGGGCUGUGGCGAAGAGAAAACAGACAGUCAGUUUCGUUUUCCAAAUCUCAACGUCAGGGGAAUACCAGCAGGACCAUAUAAAAUAUUCAGCUCAUACCGGACAAUAUCAUAACCACACAAACAGAUCAUUUGUUCUUCGACAGCAUUUUGUUUUCAUUUGUUCUCCGACAUUGACGAUCAUGAGCACAGACUGGACACCCACCCUGUGGUCAGAGUGUUUUGAGGAAAUGUUGGAUGAGGAGUUGGACAGCAGUGACCAGUGGGCCUUCCACUUCAACUAUGGCCUGGCAGAAGCACUCACCGAGGAGGAGAGGAGGAGAGGAUGGAGGGUGUACAGCCACUGUGCCAAUGGACGGUUCCAGUGUGGUGAGUGCUCUAAGACGUGGUGGUCGGCGCGGGUGGUGCUAGUGUUCCGGUACCGUCUGCGGGAUACGACAGCCAGGGGGACCGUGCUGAUGCGGCCGUACGGCCAGGCAUGCAAACGCUGCCGGGAAGAGUUUGAACUCCCAGGUUUCUCCCAGGACGAGGUGGAGGAGGCACUGCUUGGAUUGUUUGGAAAAAUUAAGAAGAACUGCUACGACGAGGAUGAGGAGGAUGAUGAGGAGGAUGAUGAGGAUGAUGAUGAGGAAGAUGAGGAGGAUGAGGAGGACGAGGAGGAGGAUGAGGAGGAGGAUGAGGAGGAGGAAGAAGAGGAUGGGUCAGAGAAGGUGUCGAGGAGGCCCCAUGAGAAAGCCCUGUGUGAAGCCUGCAGACUGGGCAUCUGCUGUCAAGAGUAGAGAAAAAGAGAGAAAGUGUGUGUGUGUGUGUGUGUGUGUGUGUGGUGUGUGUGUGUGUGUGUGUGUGUGUGUGUGUGUGUGUGUGUGUGUGUGUGUGUGUGUGUGUGUGUGUGUGUGUGUGUGUGUGUGUGUGUGUGACAGUGGGGGGAACAUAUAUCCUAAUGCUGUCUAGAAGUGGUUGUAAAAAUAUUAAGAACAGCAUGAUCUAUAUUGUGCCUAUGGACUCCAUACAAUCUUUAUGUAGCCUAAUGUAAUGUACUAUCGUUGGCCAAUAGCAAUGACCUAAUAUUUUAUCCUUAACUUACUUGUACUUUGGAGUUGUGUAGUAAGCAUCUAUUAUGUGUAAUAAACAUACAAAAUGGGAAGAC
Molecule: messenger RNA, 3282 nt
Organism: Salvelinus fontinalis (brook trout)
Lineage: Eukaryota; Metazoa; Chordata; Actinopteri; Salmoniformes; Salmonidae
Product: receptor-transporting protein 3-like
Exons: 3
Coding region: 2318-2914 (198 amino acids)
Biological process (GO): protein insertion into membrane; protein targeting to membrane
Molecular function (GO): olfactory receptor binding
Source: RefSeq, a predicted model, not a curated record